Paramecium sonneborni is the source of this 1792-nucleotide messenger RNA. Lineage: Eukaryota; Ciliophora; Oligohymenophorea; Peniculida; Parameciidae. The record is from the annotation of a GenBank genome assembly.
AUGGGUUAAGUUUAACAGUCCAAAUAACAUUUUUUGAAAAAUUGGUAAAAGGUUGAUUCGAGAGAAAGCAGAAUGUAUUAAUAAGUAAAUUAAGGUUUAGUUUUGGAUGCGAAAUAGAAGUAUACACUAAUUAAACGGAAGAAGUAGCAGUGGUGCAUAAGGUUUAUUAAAGUGAGAUGCAUUAUUAAAAAGAAUUGAAGAGAUUAGAAUAAUAUUAAUAGAUCAGUUAGAUGCCAGGUUUGAUUCGUUUAUUAGAGAUUCAGAAAGAGGAAGAGUCAACACUGUGUAGUAAUUUAUUUAAAAUUGAUGCUAUCUUUGAAUAUGGAAGUUAACUACCAUCAAGUUUACCUUGGUAUUAGUUUUUAUAGCAAAUAAUUCAUACAUUAAUUGAAUUAUAGAAUCGAGACAAAUAUCAUGGUGAUUUGAGACCACAAUCAUUUAUGUAUACAAAUUAAGUGAAGUUGCUUUUACCUAAUGUUGAUUAAUACAAUAGAUUUUUAAGUGGUUUUGAAGAAUACUGUUAUCUCUCACCUGAACUAUUCUUCUAACUUGGAAGAAAGGUGUUUAAACCAGAAUAUAAUAAAGAGAAAAGUGAGGUAUUCACAAUAGGAUUAGUAUGUUUGGAAUUGAUGCUAUAAGAACCAAUUUAACAAAUUUAUAAUUUAUAAGAAUAUUAAAUAAAUUAAGGUAAAUAUUGUUAGAAAUUUUGAUAGAAAUUUUAAAUAAAAUGUUAUCCAGAGCAAAUAACAAAUUGAUCAGCAGAAUGUUAUCAAUGAAAGCAGAAGACAGACCAAAUUAUUUAUAAAUCUAUGAAGAAAGUAUUGUAGAAUUAAUGCAACAAUCAAUAAAUAAUAAUAACUAAGUUAUUAUUCCAAAUAAUCCAACUGAUAUCUUAAAUGAACAUGCUAUUGAAAUUCAAUCUAGAGUACUAAUAAGGGAAUAAUAAUCAUAAGCUUAAUCAUUUAUUAUGUAAUCAAAUUAAUAACAUCCUUUAUUAUGUCAAUAGUCUUAGUAAUUUACACUUCAAUCAUAUAAUUUCAAAGAUUCCAAUCCAACAUUAACAUCUAUGUAAUAACAUCCAAUGUUUUUUUAAUAAGAAAAUUAAUUGCAGAAAUAAUAAUUAAAGUCUAAUCAGGAAAAUGAGGAACCUGAAUCAAUGAAGAAGAUUCAUCCAUUUUUAUCUUAAAAAAAUUCAUAGCCUUCUGUUAAAAUAAAUGCUAAUAAUAGAUCUAUAAAUUAAACACCAUCAUAAUAGAUAUAAAGUUAAUAAAAACCACAAAUUCCUGCAAAUUUAUAAACUUUUUAAUCAAUUCAAAGUAGUUAAUAAUAAUAAGCCUUUUAUUCAACAUAAGUUCCAUAAUAAGCUAAUUCUCUUUAAUUUCUAACAAUUUCAUAAUCUCCUAAUCAUAGAUACUCAUAGAAAUCUUAAUAAUCUUCAGUUUCUAAAAAUUAAUCUAUUUAACCAACUGAAUAUGCUUUUCUGCAUGAAUAAGUUCAUGUUCCAUUCAAUCCUGGAUCUGAUUUUUUGGAUUCAUCUAGAUAAAAAGAAUAAAUGGAUUUUGUUUCACCUACAAGAAGUAGUUAAAGACCAUCAUCAAAAUUAAAAGAUAUUUCAAAUAAAAAAGCUAAAACAAUGUAAGCUACAACAACAAUCAGUAGUAAUAGUAAUAAUAAUAAUAAUACUAAUAAAUAAAUAGUCAAUAAGAAACCUUAAUUGUUAAAAAGUCAAAGACCAUAAACAUAAAUGAGAUCAAAAUCACCAAAUGUGAAGAAAGUACUUUAAAAGAAAUGA